Molecule: messenger RNA, 2860 nt
Organism: Durio zibethinus
Lineage: Eukaryota; Viridiplantae; Streptophyta; Magnoliopsida; Malvales; Malvaceae
Product: protein phosphatase 2C 29
Biological process (GO): protein dephosphorylation
Molecular function (GO): protein serine/threonine phosphatase activity
Source: RefSeq, a predicted model, not a curated record
AAAACAGCAGAAACAGCAGCAGCAGCAGCUCUUUCUUUUUUGUUUUUUGCUUCUUAGAAAAUAAAAACAUUUGUUCAAAGGGAGGGGAGGGGAGUGAAAUGAAUCAAAUGUGAUGGGAAGUGGAGUUUCCACGCUCUGCCCUUGCUUUAACCCGGUGACACACCGGUCGAAUCGGCAGCCGGAUAAUCAAGCGGACCUGAUCUUCGCUGCAUCAGAGCCGUUGGAUGAAACUCUAGGCCACUCCUUUUGUUACGUUCGAUCUUCAAAUCGUUUCCUCUCUCCGACUCCAUCUGAUCGCUUCGUUUCUCCUUCGCACUCUCUACGUUUCUCUCCGUCGCACGACCCGAAAACCCGAGUCGGACCCGAAACAUUGUUUAAAGCCAUAUCCGGAGCGUCCGUGAGUGCUAAUACGUCCACUCCCAGAACUGUCCUUCAACUUGACAAUAUUUACGACGACGCCACUGAGAGUACCCUCGGUUACGGCGUUAAGAGCAGUAUCGUUAGCGGGAAUGGCUUCGAGAGCACGUCGUCGUUUAGUGCCUUGCCACUGCAGCCGGUGCCACGUGGCGGAGCUCAUGACCCGGUGGAGCGGGGUGGUUUCUUCAUGUCGGGUCCGUUAGAGCGCGGGGCGGUGUCCGGUCCACUGGAGGCCAACGCGGGUCCCGAAGGGAGAGUACAUUUCUCGGCACCGUUGGGUGGCAUUUAUGUGAAAAAGAAGAGGAAGAAGGGCAUUUCGGGGAUUUUGAGAAAUUUAUCUGAGAAGAAACGGCCCUGGGUGGUUCCGGUGUUGAAUUUCGUCGGGAGAAAGGAGAAUUCCGAGGAGACGGAGGCUGCGGCAGCGGUGGAGGGGAAGACCGAUGGGGAUGUGCAGUGGGCGUUAGGGAAGGCAGGGGAGGACCGAGUCCACGUAGUUGUUUCGGAGGAGCAAGGGUGGUUGUUCGUUGGGAUUUACGACGGUUUUAAUGGGCCGGAUGCACCCGAAUUCUUGAUGGGUAAUCUCUAUCGAGCUGUUUUCAAUGAACUCCAUGGUCUCUUUUGGGAACUUGAUGACGAAACUGAAAAUGAAGACGACAAUGAAAAUGAAAAUGAAGCUGAAAAUAAAACUAACCCAUCCAACUUAAUAAUAGCUACUGGUAGUUUAAAUAAAACUGACAGUGAAACUGAGAAUCCAAUUCCGAAGAAUUCUGUUGAGGAGGUUAAGAUUGCAGGGGAGAUUGAACCGAGUGGAGUGGUACAAGAGAGGACGAGGAGGGUAACAUUUGAAUUGGAGGGGACUGAGAUUAGGAGGAGGAGGUUGUGGGAGUUUCUAGCCGAGGAUGACCCCGAAGAUGGGUUGGAUCUUUCAGGGUCUGAUAGGUUUGCGUUUUCAGUGGAUGAUGCAAUUAGUGUAAGUAAAGAGAGGUCCGCUGUAAGUAGGAGGUGGUUGUUAUUGUCGAAAUUGAAGCAGGGGUUGUCGAAGCAUAGAGAGGGAUCAGGGAAUUUGUUUUUUCCAUGGAGGUUUGGGUUGGAAGCGAAGGAGAAGGUUGAGGAGGUAGAUAAUAGAGUGGAGGAGAGGGUUCAAAAGACUGGGAGGAGAAGGAAAGAAGGUCCAGUUGAUCAUGAAUUGGUUGUGGCAGCGUUGUCGAGGGCUCUGGAAGUGACUGAGCUAGCAUAUUUGGAUGUGACAGAUAAGGUGCUUGAAACGAAUCCAGAGCUUGCAUUGAUGGGUUCGUGUUUGUUGGUGGUUUUGAUGAGGGAUGAGGAUGUGUAUGUGAUGAAUGUGGGGGAUAGUAGAGCAAUUGUUGCACAGUAUGAAUUAGAGGAAGUUGGUUCCAGUAUGGAGGGAAGAAAGCAAGAGGAAAAUGGAUCAAGCAUGGAGGGUAUAGUGGAGGAGACAUUGACAGUGGGCGAAAAAGCAAUUAAGCCAGUGAACGAGACUCCUGCUGAGCCCAUGAGACUGACUGCAUUGCAGCUGUCAACUGAUCAUAGCACGAGCAUUGAAGAAGAAGUGAUAAGAAUCAAGAAUGAGCAUCCAGAUGACAGCCAGUGCAUUGUCAAUGGCAGAGUGAAAGGUCGACUUAAAGUAACUAGAGCAUUUGGUGCAGGAUUUCUGAAAAAGCCCAAGUUGAAUGAUGCAUUAUUGGAGAUGUUUCGAAAUGAGUACAUUGGUACUGCACCAUAUAUAUCCUGCUCACCUUCUCUUUGUCACCAUAGACUUUGCCCAAGGGACCAAUUUUUAAUCCUCUCAUCUGAUGGAUUAUAUCAGUAUCUGAGCAAUCAGGAAGUGGUUUCUCUUGUUGAGAGUUUCAUGGAGAAGUUUCCAGAUGGAGACCCUGCACAACACCUGAUAGAGGAGGUUCUUAUGCGUGCAGCCAAGAAAGCUGGCAUGGAUUUCCAUGACUUACUGGAUAUCCCACAAGGAGAUCGAAGAAAGUACCACGAUGAUGUUACUGUCAUGGUGAUAUCACUGGAGGGAAGAAUUUGGAAGUCAUCCGGAAAGUACCUAUGAAAACUCUCCACAUGCGGCUCAAAACAAACGAAGUUCUAUGUACAAGUUACUCAGAACUCAAAAGUUCUUUGCAAGCACUUGUCAAAUGUGGGUGCUGGUCCAUUCUUCGUGGGUCUCUUCAAAUGGGGUGUUUUUUUGGGUCUUACACCAUUAGCUUACAGUUGAUAGCAGGAAGUCCAGAUGAUACUAGCAAAUACUAAUGUUAGGUAGUCAUCAGGAGCUGAUUAGAUGCCUGAAAUUUUGUUUCAGGAUAAAAGAAAAGGAAGGGAAAAAAAUUUCUGCAUAUGGAACAUCCAGGAAAUGCUCUUUAGGGACAGAAAAGAAAGAGAUAAUCUUUUUGUUUCUCAUUUUCUUUAUUUUUCCUUUAAAGAC